AUGAAAACUGGAAUUGGUGGUAUAAGCCUAAAACCCAAAAGAGUAGAAUUGGGUUUGAAAAACUCUGAAACCCAAAAAAGUAGAGUUGGGUUUGAAGAACCCGAAACCCAAAGGAUAAAAGUUAGAAUUGGUGAUAUGAACUCUGAAAUCCAAAAAAUAGAAGUUGGGUUAAGAACCCCAAAACCUGAAGAAGUAAAACUUGAGUUUGAAAAACCCUGA
This is a messenger RNA of Dentiscutata erythropus, 219 nucleotides long. The record is from the annotation of a GenBank genome assembly. NCBI's taxonomy places the organism in Eukaryota, Fungi, Glomeromycota, Glomeromycetes, Diversisporales, Gigasporaceae.